Messenger RNA from Lathyrus oleraceus (garden pea), 2224 nucleotides. Its product is annotated as 4-coumarate--CoA ligase 2. The transcript has 6 exons. The coding region runs from base 245 to 1966 and encodes 573 amino acids. Lineage: Eukaryota; Viridiplantae; Streptophyta; Magnoliopsida; Fabales; Fabaceae. The record is from RefSeq and is a predicted model, not a curated record. Gene Ontology annotation, molecular function: 4-coumarate-CoA ligase activity.
AUGGUUUGAAACGUGAUUACUUGGUCACCUCUUGUUUCUUUCUUAAAACUAAAACUAUCGUUCACUCCCACCUAACACCACCUCAACUCUACCUCGUUGAUUUUUCUUUCUUCACCCACCAAUCCUUUAACCUCUCCUCUCCUCUCUCUUAUAUUACCACAUUUCCCUUUCCUCGUUUCUCUAUCUUUAUUUCAUUUCCUUCAAAAGCAACUAUUUACCUUUUUCUCCUUUUCCACUGAACAAUAUGUUGUCAGUAGCUCCUUCUCUUGAUGCCAAACAAACCCCAGAACUUGAUCAGAUAAAUCAGCAAAAACCAGGUGAUUAUGUUGAUAAUCCCAUUUCCAAGCAAACUAAUCACAUUUUUAAAUCUAAAUUACCUGAUAUACCAAUCUCUAACAACCUUCCACUUCACACCUACUGCUUCGAGAAACUUCCUCAAACCGCCGAUCGUCCUUGUCUCAUCGUCGCUUCCACCGGAAAAAUCUACACCUACGCAGAAACUUAUCUCCUUUCGAGAAAAAUCGCAUCAGGUUUAUCCAAACUCGGUAUUCAAAAAGGAGACGUCAUCAUGAUUCUCCUCCAAAACUCAGCUGAAUUUGUUCUCUCUUUCAUCGCUGCCUCAAUGAUCGGCGCCGUAGCAACCACCGCCAAUCCAUUCUAUACCACAGCUGAGAUCUUCAAACAAAUAACAGCUUCCAAGACGAAGCUGAUCAUCACACAAGCAAUGUAUGUUGACAAACUCCGUCCGAACGAAGAGAACGGUGAUUUUGACUUUAAGGUGAUCACUAUCGACGAACCGCCGGUGAAUUGUUUACAUUUCUCGGUGAUUUCUGAAGCGAAGGAAGAGGAAUUGCCGGAAGUUGAGUUCGAUCCGGAAGACGCGCUGGCACUUCCUUUUUCUUCCGGUACGACGGGAUUACCUAAAGGUGUAAUUCUAACGCAUAAGAGUUUAAUAACGAGUGUGGCUCAACAAGUCGACGGCGAGAAUCCGAACCUGUAUUUAGCAACAGAAGAUGUUCUUCUUUGCGUUCUUCCAUUGUUUCAUAUAUUUUCUCUCAACAGUGUGCUAUUGUGUGCACUGAGAGCAGGGAGUGCGGUUCUGUUAAUGCAUAAAUUCGAGAUCGGGACGUUGCUUGGUCUUAUACAAGAACAUAAAGUGACGGUGGCGAUGGUGGUUCCGCCGCUAGUUUUAGCGUUAGCGAAGAAUCCGAAGGUUGCGGAAUUUGACCUUAGCUCGAUACGGUUGGUGCUGUCCGGAGCUGCCCCGUUAGGGAAGGAGCUCGAAGAGACUCUCCAUAACAGAAUUCCUCGAGCUGUUUUGGGACAGGGGUACGGUAUGACAGAGGCAGGUCCUGUACUCUCCAUGUCUUUGGGCUUUGCAAAGCAUCCAUUUCCAACAAGAUCAGGCUCAUGUGGCACUGUUGUAAGAAAUGCAGAACUCAAAGUUCUUGACGCUGAAACUGGUCUUUCUCUUGGUUAUAAUCAAACUGGUGAAAUUUGCAUCCGAGGCCAACAAAUCAUGAAAGGAUAUUUGAAUGAUGAGAAUGCAACAAAGACUACUAUUGAUGAGGAGGGCUGGCUUCAUACUGGUGAUGUUGGCUAUAUAGAUGACAAUGAUGAGAUUUUCAUAGUUGACAGGGUGAAGGAACUCAUCAAAUUCAAAGGCUUCCAAGUGCCCCCUGCUGAACUUGAAGGCCUUCUUGUAACUCAUCCAUCAAUUGCAGACGCAGCUGUUGUUCCUCAAAAAGAUGUUGCUGCUGGUGAAGUUCCUGUAGCCUUUGUGGUAAGAUCAAAUGGAAAUGAUUUAACUGAAGAGGCUAUAAAGGAGUUUAUAUCUAAACAGGUGGUGUUUUAUAAAAGACUACACAAAGUUUAUUUCAUUCAUGCAAUUCCCAAGUCUCCAGCAGGAAAGAUAUUGAGGAAAGACCUUAGAGCAAAGCUUGAAAACUCCACUCAAAUGCCUUAAAAGAUAGAAUCUUUUUUAUUCAUUUUUCUCCUUAUUCCUAAUACCUCUUCCUUAUUUGUUCAUUUGUCUCUUUCUAGGUCUCACGUGUAGUUUAUGUGUUUAUAAUCUAAGGUAUAAAGUCAAUCGAAUAAAUAGUUUUAUGUGCACACACUCCACUCCUCACCCUCCAUUGCCUUUACUUUUUCUGUGGUUCGUUGUGCUUGUAAUGUGGGAGUUUAAAGACAUUAAUGUUACUAUAUAUCAAUCUUUUGUUGGAAA